CUGCGUUAAAUCUGACUAUUGCGCCGUUUUCCACAUGCCCUCAUCCACCAUUUCUCCUCUUUGUGGAAUGAUAUUAACGUCCAAGUGUUUUUGCGGGCAGUUAAGAAAACGGUCUUGGUGUAUUGAUGAACACACAGUUACAAAUUCGCGCUGCCCAGUGUAUCGUGCCAAGUACAUCAAGCGUUGCUGUUAAUGUCCAGCGUGGGGCGCUACAGCAACUGUGCGGGUAGCAGAUAGUUUUGUUGACGGAAGUUCCCACGGAAGAAGAGAGGACCAGCGAUGGUGCGGUUGAAGGCAAGGUAUUUAUUGUGCGAAAUCAAUGUAUCAGACCGAAACCACCUGCUGCGGUUGACUGACACGUCUAUUUCAGCGGCAGUGAAGACAACGGUGGCCCGAAUACACGGUGACUAUGGCAGAGCUCUCUGCAGCAUCGGAUUCUCCGUGAAAUAUCUGAACGCUCAUACUGGAACAGUAUUUCUGCGUUUCCCCAAAAGAUGUUACAAACUCCUGUGGUCUGCGUUGCCUUUCAUAACUAGUAUUGAAACUCAUGGGCAGACAAUUCCAUGUUUUCUAAACUGUGUGCAUGUGGGAGGAACAAUUAGGACAUGUCAGAAGUUUCUGAUCCGAUACAACACCCAGCAGCUCCGUCGUAUGCUCCCUAAAUGUAAAAAUGAAGAGGAAAAACAACAGAUUCGCAAAGCAAUUCUGAAUUGCUCACUAACACAAGGCAACAAGGAAGCAUACGAUGAUGAAUUAGAGAGUGAAGAAGAUGAAGAAGAGUGACUUCACAACAUACAGUAAAAGGCAGCAGCUGUAUUGUUCUCCCUGGACGUCUUGCUGUGACUAUUUUUGUUACAGGACUAAUAGGAGGGAAGAUAUGAAGAGUGUGAGGAAAUGCAUGCCCAUCUGUGGUUUUCUGUCAGUACUCACUGUGCAGUGCAGUGUUACUAAAGAAAACUGACUGACUGUAUGCCUGUCCUUAGCACAGAGACACAUUACAUUAUGUUUGUCACACUUUGUCACAUAAAUAAUUUGGGUUGAUGGAAUGGUGUGAUGGUCAGCAUGAAUAUUCUUUCACAGCCAGGUCACAUUUGUUUCUAAUGUUGAUGCUGAAUUACUAUCUCUUAGUUCUUUUAAAUAAAACUACAUAGCAUAUCACAUAGCAAAAUAAGACUAUGGCCCAAUUCUGAGGAAACAAAGUUUUUUUUUUUUUAACAUUUUAAUGAAUUUAUAUUGUAUUUAUCCAAUGUGUUGUGUUGAUGUCUAUUUUGUUUACAAAUUAAAGCAGUAUUUUUGAUUGCA
Lates calcarifer (barramundi perch) is the source of this 1302-nucleotide messenger RNA. RefSeq names its product POP5 homolog, ribonuclease P/MRP subunit (gene pop5). Gene Ontology annotation, molecular function: ribonuclease P RNA binding. Gene Ontology annotation, cellular component: ribonuclease P complex. The record is from RefSeq and is a predicted model, not a curated record. The coding region runs from base 280 to 783 and encodes 167 amino acids. Gene Ontology annotation, biological process: tRNA 5'-leader removal. The transcript is spliced from 5 exons. NCBI's taxonomy places the organism in Eukaryota, Metazoa, Chordata, Actinopteri, Centropomidae.